Lathyrus sativus (Indian pea) is the source of this 534-nucleotide messenger RNA. The record is from the annotation of a GenBank genome assembly. NCBI's taxonomy places the organism in Eukaryota, Viridiplantae, Streptophyta, Magnoliopsida, Fabales, Fabaceae.
AUGUUGAAGUUAUUGGCAUCAUUCGUUCUCAUCUUGUAUACUACUUUUGUUGCGACUCACUCCCAAGUUGUUCAACCAAAUGUUCCGAAAAGAAUACAUAACACUUGUUUAGAGACUUCACAUUAUGAUGAAUGUUUGAAAUACCUAACUGAUGAUCCAAAAAGCUCCACCGCAGAUGUGCAUGGUUUAGCAUUGAUCAUGGUUAAUGUAAUGAAGAGCAAAGCAAAUGUUGGUGUAGAGAAAAUCAAUCAACUUAUUGGAAGUAGUUCUCCCGAUCAAAAUGUGGCACUUAAAUCAUGUGCAGAUAAAUACAAUGCAAUUAUUGCGGUCAAUAUUCCACAAGCAACCGAAAGUUUGCAAAAGAAAAGCUCUAAAUUGGCUAUGGAUAGUGCACUUAAUGCUUCAGAUGUGGUAUCUGAUUGUGAGGAUGGAUUCUCUGGAAAAUCACCACUCACAACUGAAAAUCUUGUUAUGGAUAGAGUAUCCGCCAUAACAGCGCAGAUUUGUAGACAGUUGGUUUUAGGUGGGCAGUAG